CUGGAUAAAGCUGAGGCCGCUCUUUCAGUAGCCCCAGGAUACAAAAAAAAGAAAACUUUUCCUGAAGUCUCCAAAUCCAAAUCCAAAACUGAAAAAUGUCACAUCGUUGAAAAGACCUUUACAACAGACGGGGAACAGGAAUCGAACUCCUCUACGGAACUGCUAGAGCAAGCACAGCGUGAGACAAAGGAGAGGGCAAAGAAGGCGAGGGACGAAAAGGCUGCGGAGUUCAGAGGCGCCGCGGUCGAGUGUGGGGGCUCUGCUUAAUC
This is a messenger RNA of Amoebophrya sp. A25, 269 nucleotides long. NCBI's taxonomy places the organism in Eukaryota, Dinophyceae, Syndiniales, Amoebophryaceae. The record is from the annotation of a GenBank genome assembly.